CUGAGGCUUGAGCGAGGAUAUAGCAGUAUUUGAUGUAGCUGGUGGGAGCAUCAAAGAUUUCCGCGUCCCGCCUACAACACCUCGAAGUCAGCUCCGCCCGACUAUGGCCCCUCCUCCGCCCGCUUCGCUUCCCUUGGGGCAGCGCCUUGCUGCCCUCGCGCAAACGCUGCAAUUCGCAUGGUUUACGGGUCAUGUGUUCCUGCUUUUGGCUACUCUCCGCUACAGCGUGUCGUACAUAACCUUCAAUUCGGGAUCCAGAUGGGCCGCCUUCUCAUACCGUCUCGCCUUCGUCUCGGCGACGCUCACCUACGGAAUCGUGGUGUAUAAGGCUUAUCGCGCUCGUCUGAGGGCUAACAAGCCCACUGGUGUGAUUUCGCUGGCGGCGGACGAGAAUGUGCAAUAUCUCAUCAUGGCAUUGGUCUGGCUUUUCUCUCGCCAGAUCCCGCUCGCGAUUCUGCCGUUCGCUGUCUACUCCAUCUUCCACGUGCUUACCUACGUACGCACCAACCUGCUUCCCAUUUUCCAGCCGCAGCCCGCCUCCCAGCAAGCAGGAGCUAAGCCCCAACAAUCCGCCCUCGCAACCACAAUCAUCAACUUUGUCAAGGAAUACUACGAUGGCUCCAUGACCCUCGUCUCCAUUCUCGAAAUCGCCCUGUGGUUCCGCGUCCUCGGCUCCGCUCUGCUGUUCCAGAAGGGCUCCUGGAUCCUCUUGGUCGUCUACACCAUCUUCUUCCGCGCCCGCUAUGCCCAGAGCAGCUUCGUCCAGGGAGCCAUUGCUCAACUUACCGCCCGUAUCGAUGCGCAGCUUGCGAACCAGAGCACGCCUCCGGCUGCGCGUCAGGCUUGGGCUACCGCGAAGAAUGUCAUCAAGCAGGCCGUUGAGGCUACUGAUAUCAGCCGCUAUCUCGCUGGACCUCAGGGUGCGCCUAAGAAGGCGCAGUAAGCCGCUCCACGCGCCGUUUGGCUACCUCUGGCAAUAUCAGCAAAGUUACUUGUCGGGGGUGUUGGGGGGCAGGGCUUGGAUGGCGGAGAAGAUGACGUACAUUUUGGUCAGUGGAGAGGAAUAGAGUUAAGCGGG
Westerdykella ornata is the source of this 1078-nucleotide messenger RNA. RefSeq lists its product as uncharacterized. The coding region runs from base 104 to 943 and encodes 279 amino acids. The transcript is spliced from 3 exons. Gene Ontology annotation, cellular component: membrane; endoplasmic reticulum. The record is from RefSeq and is a predicted model, not a curated record. Gene Ontology annotation, biological process: endoplasmic reticulum tubular network organization; membrane organization. NCBI's taxonomy places the organism in Eukaryota, Fungi, Ascomycota, Dothideomycetes, Pleosporales, Sporormiaceae.